This is a messenger RNA of Gadus morhua (Atlantic cod), 1988 nucleotides long. RefSeq names its product acyl-CoA dehydrogenase short chain (gene acads). Gene Ontology annotation, cellular component: mitochondrion. Bases 104 to 1324 code for a protein of 406 amino acids. Gene Ontology annotation, molecular function: short-chain fatty acyl-CoA dehydrogenase activity; flavin adenine dinucleotide binding. Gene Ontology annotation, biological process: fatty acid beta-oxidation using acyl-CoA dehydrogenase; butyrate catabolic process. NCBI's taxonomy places the organism in Eukaryota, Metazoa, Chordata, Actinopteri, Gadiformes, Gadidae. The transcript has 10 exons. The record is from RefSeq and is a predicted model, not a curated record.
CUGAAACGUAACUUGACGUUGGUCACGUGACGCGUUAUGUUCAUUCCAUCCCCGUAUUCCUGUCCCUCAUUUGACACGCAAGUUAAUCGGAGAGAAAAUCACAAUGACAGCCGCGAUCUUUAAAGCAAGACAAGCCCUUGGCUUGUGUCUUAGAGGCUCUAGAGCUCUGUCCCAGCUAGCAGAGCUACCAGAGAUGCACCAGAUGAUGCGGCAGACUUGCAGGGACUAUGCAGCCAAGGAGCUGGCUCCCAUCGCAGCCACGUUGGAUAAGAAUCACACUUACCCCGCAAAGCAGAUCCUGGAGCUGGGAGCCAUGGGGGUGAUGGCUGUGGAGGUGCCUGAGGAGCUUGGGGGGACAGGCAUGGACUACCUGGCCUACAGCCUGGCCAUGGAGGAAAUCAGCCGGGGCUGUGCCAGCACUGGAGUGGUCGUCUCUGUUAACAAUUCACUCUACAUCGGACCGAUCUUAAAGUAUGGUAAUGAAGAACAGAAAAAACAGUGGAUCACUCCCUUCACCACGGGAGAGAAAGUCGGCUGCUUUGCUCUCAGUGAACCAGGGAACGGCAGCGAUGCCGGCGCCGCGUCUACUAUGGCGCACCAGGACGGGGAUGAGUGGGUGCUGAACGGCACCAAGGCCUGGAUCACAAACAGCUGGGAGGCCUCAGCCACCGUGGUGUUUGCCACCACCGACAAGGCGCUCAAACACAAGGGUAUCAGUGCCUUCCUGGUGCCCAUGCCUCACCCGGGGCUGUCCCUGGGGAAGAAGGAGGAGAAGCUGGGCAUCAGAGCCUCCUCCACGGCCAACAUCAUCCUGGAGGACUGCAGGAUCCCCCUAGGAAACCUGCUGGGCUCCCGCGGAGCAGGGUUCAAAAUAGCCAUGCAAACCCUAGACAGUGGGCGGAUUGGCAUCGCCUCCCAGGCUCUUGGCAUUGCUCAGGCCGCUUUGGACUGUGCCGCCGACUACGCACACAAACGCACAGCCUUCGGAGCGCCCAUCGGCAAGAUGCAGGCCAUACAGUUUAAGCUGGCUGACAUGGCACUAGCGAUCGAGAGUGCUCGUCUGCUCACGUGGAAGGCUGCCCUCUUAAAAGACGCCAAGAAACCCUUCACAAAGGAGGCCGCCAUGGCUAAGCUAGCAGCUUCCGAAGCUGCCACUUUCAGUGCACAUCAGUCGAUCCAAAUUCUCGGUGGGAUGGGUUUCGUGACGGACAUGCCGGCGGAGAGACACUACCGGGACGCACGCAUCACGGAGAUCUACGAGGGCACAAGUGAAAUCCAGAGACUGGUGAUCGCCAACCAGGUGCUAAAGGAGUACCAGCCAUAGACACCACUACCUCUACUCGGAUAUAUAAAAGACGAAGGACUUUUAUAAUGAAAAUUAACGAGGGUAUAAUCUUUUAAGGACUAGAUGUGAUCAUGUCACAGCCUUUACCUGCCUACAUUACCUUAAACAUCCUGCGAGCAGAUUCGAGGCAUCAGGUCACUGUGGGUCUUUUUGCGAAUCACAAUAAUUUAUUGCCAAACUCGUGCUUCUAUGGAUCAAGGGUUGUCGCCUUUCAUUUUUUGUUUUUCUCAUCUGUAACCAACUUUAAAUUGUUCAAAUCUGUGUACUAUAAGAUGUUUGUUUUAAUUUGAUCAGGCGUUUCUGUAAAACAAAUCAUAAAGGUAAUGUACUUGAGAAGGCUCGCCACAAGAUGGCAGUGAUUAGCUAAACGUGUUGAUGCUCCCCAUAGCUCCGAUUGUUACAAAUUAAUUACAAGCCGAAGUACUGUAGUCCUUGUCGAUGCUUCUGAAUUUUCACUUUUCAGAUGACUGCUUUUGGCCCAAAUGAAUUGUUGAUCAAAUUGUACAUUUUGUAUGGUUCACAGAUUGACGGGUAGUAUAUGUAUCACAGUGUUAUUACCUCAAACAAUAGAUGAAUGAGGACAUGGUUGAUCAUAUAUCCUUCAAUUUUUGGUAUAAAAAAACAAAUACCUCAAUAACUAUCA